GUUUCAGUGGACACAUGGGGGAGCAGCCGAUGAUCAGUAUUCGAUAGCCUUCAAAGAGCAGAGAGAUGAACACAACUGAGAAGUUUUACCUUCCCGUUGAUGGCAUCCUCGAGUCGUUCAACUCCUUUACAGGGCAUCGGUUUCUUACUGCGCAUCCAUUUCUCCACAGCGCAACUCUCACUCCAGUUUUCCAGCACACCAAAGUCUCAAAUUUAUCUAAAACAGGCAUGGGCAUCAUCAAAACGGUCAAAGGCUACUGGAGAGGGCAGGAUAAGAGAGUGGUUGUGCGCAGAUCCUCAAGCUCUGGCAAUCGGCAAGUGUCGACGGAUCGACUCCCGAAAAGUUCAGUGGAUCUCUCGGAGCUGGGUCAGACCAAGUCCAGGAACUGUCACAGAAUAGUUGUGCUUGGGGCGCCCAGAGUAGGUAAAACCAACAUCCUGCGGCGGUUCUUAGGUGAAGACUAUGAAGAGCAAUAUGAGCCCACGGUGGAGGACUUCUACAGAAAGCUGUUCCACAUUGGAGGGGAGGCGUACCAGGUGGAUCUCCUGGAUGCUUCGAGUGAGAGAGACUUCCCUGCAAAGCGGAGACUGUCCAUCCUGACGGCUGACAUCUUUCUGCUCGUCUUCAGUUUGGAUGACAGAGAGUCUUUGGAUGAAGUCCGUGAGCUGCUCAACGAGAUCAAAGCUGCGAAGGCAAAGUUACUCAAAUCAAACCAUCCAAUGAGAGUGCCAGCCGUAGUAUGUGGGAAUAAAGCGGACCUAGACGCUCGGAGGGUCGUCAGUCGAUCAGAGGUAGUUAAAAUCCUCGGCGAGGACGUCCCCUUCUUCGAAACCUCCGCUAAAAACGGCAUCGGACUGGAAGGUGUGUUCAGAGCUCUGGCCACAUUGGGUGGUCUACCUGACGAGACCAGCCCGUCGCAGCAUCAGAUGAUACCCAUCCUCUCCUACCAGUCUAUGUGCAUCAGCAAGCGAGGCAGGAGGAGGAGACACUCGCGGGGACUCAGCGCGCCCUGCGCCGCCGUGGACCCUCUUGCGCGCCGCCCGAGCUUCACCAGCGACCUGCGGCUGGUGCUUGGAUCAAGCACCAAACACAAAAAACCCGAGAUGUGUCAGAUUCAAUGAAUUAUGAAACUUCUCGAUAAAACAAAUUGUGGUAGUAUACUGCAAUAUCAUAUAUGUAAGGAGUUAUACUCCUAUAGCACCUGGCCGGACCGGUGCGUUCUUAUUUUGGUUUUGUAUGUAUUAUAUGAUCAUUUAAUAAAAGUUGAUAAGCUCUAA
Molecule: messenger RNA, 1277 nt
Organism: Melanotaenia boesemani (Boeseman's rainbowfish)
Lineage: Eukaryota; Metazoa; Chordata; Actinopteri; Atheriniformes; Melanotaeniidae
Gene: rasd2a
Product: RASD family member 2
Exons: 2
Coding region: 66-1121 (351 amino acids)
Molecular function (GO): GTPase activity; GTP binding
Source: RefSeq, a predicted model, not a curated record